CUGGCUUCCUGGCUAGUUUGGGGUUGAUUUUAAGGUUUAGUUAAGUACUUUAAAAGCUCUCUGUGACCCUGUUAGUACCAUAGGAACUGACAUAUUAUUUGAGAUCAUCGGGUCUUCUGAGUCCUAUAAACCCGAUCAAAAACUUAAGGCGACAGUGUUUGCAGUGAGGGGCCGAAAACUCUUAAACUAUGUGCCAGAGGAGAUUGGGUUAGCGGUCAAAAGAAACCCCUACUUCCUGUCGGGUUGUUUGAAAUAGAUUUUUAUUGUUUUUUUGUGUGUUAUUUCUUGUAUGAUUUUAUGACCUGCCUGUUUUAUUUUGCAGCCCUUGGAAAGCUCUCUGCAUCUUUGCUUUUGAAAUGUCCUCUAAAUUCAGUUACCUUUAUUAUCACUAUUAUGUCACGCAAAAACCAACCAGUUUCCUGUGCUUGUAUUUCUUUGUAGCCAACUCGAAGCACAGAGCCUCCACUUUUUUCUGCAGGAACACAAUCUCCUUCUCCAGCUGCCUGUUUCUCUCCUUCUGCAUCCCCAGAGCGACAGCUAAAGCCUUGUUGUUGUUCUUCAGAGAGACCUUGAAGAACGAGGAGGUGUCUGUUGCAGGUAGGAAAAAGAAAUACAAGGAUUAAUAACUGACACAACAAUCAAAACACAUCUUUUCUUCUUUAUAUAAUAACAGAUUGUGUUAAAGUGAUUCACAGACUCACUGAGAAGCUUGUUUUUGAUCUUCGAUGCAGCAGCUGAAGACUGCUUGGAAGAUGAUCUGGGUGUCAUCUUUCCCACAGGUAACAUGGCUAGGGCUGGAUUAUUAGUUCAACAUAAAAAAAAUAGGUUAUUGUAAAGGCAUGAUACCAGACACCAAACACAAUGAAGCAAAAACAGAAAUUUAGUAGUGUUAAUGGUUGACACGUCUGUUUGAACUGGCCUCCUACAUCACACAAGAGUACCUUCUCUUAAUAUUAUUUAGGUAGCUUCAGUUAAAUUAAAGGAUUAAAUCACGAUAACCGCCAUUUUGUGACUGAAACACGAAUAACUUUACUGACAAAUACAAGCUACUCAACCGACAGUUAGCACGUUACUGUCUAAAUUGAGCAAAAACUUACCACAAACAAAAUGUAGCCAGUAGGAUACUUUGUGUCCUAGAAACAGAAACCCUUAAAAGGGUCGUGAAAUUAUCAAGUAAUCCGAAUAAUGUCUGUAGUAGUUAAAAUCUUUUGCGAUAAACCACUGGUCGCUGUUUGUUAAACCCAAACAAAAAGUCCGCGGCGUUUUAGCGCAUGCGCAUAAAUUGGGGCCAAUCGUAAAAUGAGCCUGUGAGUUUUGUUUCCCCCGAGAAACAGACGAAAGGCAAGAAAAAGGUCGAAGCUGAGUCCUGAUGUUGCCAUUCCACAGACGUAAUUUAAAUCAAGAUUUUGAUUAUUGUAAAUUAAACCAUAUUAUGAAACACAUUUUCAAAUUCUACAAGUGUAAAUGUUGCAGUGAGGGUGAUAUUCGACAAACUGGAGAGAAGGCUUACCUGUAAGUCAGUAUCGAGGGUUUAAAUUUUAGAAAGCAUAGCACACGCCACAAUAGCUAAGUCAACGAACCUUACACUCGUAUUCAUCAAAAACAUAAGAACAUCUCAAAACACAAAAAAAUUAACAAAACACAAAUAUCAAAUGAAAUACUAAAUAUAUUAUAAGGCAAAAGUAUUUCACAGAGCACAAAACCUAACACAAAAGAUAUAAAAACUACAAAAAAGAUUAAGUAUAUUAGUAGUAUAUUAGUAAAUAUGAAAUAUUUCAUAUAUAUUGUUUUUUUCUGAAUUUGCUGAUAUGUUUCCGUGUUUUGUUUUCCUUUUUACUAUUACAAUUGUACUAGAAACCUCAAUUAAAAUCGAAAUAAUUAAAAAAACACAAAACAAAACACAUGUAAUAAAUGAAAUAAUAAACCUAAAGCAAAAUAAAAUAAAAAUAAAAUGCACAAAACUUCUCACAAAAGACUUAAAAAAAACUGCAAAAAAAAAAAAAGACAUUUAAUAUAUUCUUGUUUUAAGAACUGUUAAGUAUUUAUGUGUUGUUGUUUUUUUCCUGUAUCUGAUUAUAUGUUUUCAUGUUUUUUGUUUUUUUUUUUAUUUUAUUUUGUGAAAUGUUUGUGUCAUGAAAACGUUAUGCACUUGUAAAAUGUUUGCACAGUGAUUCUCAGGGUCACCAAAUCAGACAGCUUUAAACUUUUUACACUAUAUUAUCAACGCUUCUUAUUGAAUGCUUGAUUUCUCAUUCAUGUAAUGUUCACUUUAUAUCUAAACACUCACCUUUUCUAUUUGAAAAGAGGAGGUCAAAUUUUGUCCACUUUUCUUUGAACCCAAAAGAUUUAUCAGCUCAGUUCAGACUAAAAGCAUGACUGUGACAUACCCUGAGACAUACCAAGUUUCAUGGUAAUGUCAGAUUUUCCACCAGUAAAGUGUUUAGUUCCUGUUUGGCAGCGUCUGAUUCUUGGCUGAGGAAUUUCCUGCUCAUUUUCAUAGUGGCUGCAAAGGCCACAGCUUGGACAUGGUGACCUGAAUGCAUUUGUUGAAAUUCAUUACAAUUAAACAUUUGAGUGAACCGCAAAUCACCUAAAGAUCCCCUCCUGCCUUCUAGUGUAGCCCUUUAUUGCCUUUUGUGUCGUAUUGGAUACAUUCUUUUAUGAUACCUCUAUCAAAUCAGUAUCAAUAUUACUUAAAAACACCUCAACACAGUCUGAUAAAUGAUAAAAAUGUCCUGUUGGGGUUUGUUUCCAUAAACAUCUAAUGUAUCAAAUAAGAUAAAUAAAUAUAUUUGUUAAAUUUUAAGGACUUUUGAUUGUUUGGUUUUCAGUAGUAAGUGAAAUAAACAUUUCAGCUCCAAAAAAACUUGAAUUUUCUGGCCAUAGUUUGUGGUUUCAGGCAUGAAAGGGAUAACAAUAAGGCCUGUUUAAUCGAUUUUUCUGGGCAUGUUUGGUGUUGCCUGCUCUCUGGAUCACAACAGUCGCAUUCAGUGCGGGUAUUGAUUCGUCAGGGCUGCUUGGCGUCGGGAGUCGGCUUUUUUCGGGUAUUUUGGAGCUCUUCGAUGUUGGACUGCUUCAAACAUUGAUGUCAAAUUCAUACAGUGGAUGGGUAAUUUACAUUUUGUUUGCUGCCAUGACAUUUCGGUCUUAUUUACCGUGUCAGCUGUUCAAAAAAAGGAGUUGUAGCUAGCUAGCAAAGGAAGCUACCAUUGGAUAGCUUGUCCAACUGUAAACUGAAAUUAUCCGUUAAUGGUGGAGAGCAGACCUGAAUGAUCCACCUUAGGGAUCAAAUCGAAAGUAAAAACAUGUUUUGUCCGGAUUUGUCUCACAUAAUUGAUAAAGUGUCAAUUAUUAUUGUCGUUUUAGCCGAGCUGCCUGAUGUUACACUUGAUAGCUGAGAAAAGCUAGUGAUUUAAAUGUUGUAUUUUUGAGAUCCGUCUACAGACACAGGUGAAAGUGACUAUUGACUUGUGUACACAGGUGUGUAGUAAGCUGUGUGUAGAGGUGGGGGGCUCCGUCCUCAGCUGUCAGUCGGUCAGGAGAUAGUGGUCACGCUGCGGCCUGUUAUGAUCACAUGAUGAGCUGCUGCCACUUCUGCUCGUUCAAACGCUGUUUUCUCUAUCAAACCUCAUGCACAGAAGACUCAAAGUUUACACCACAAUUUACAAAAUACAUCUAGAGGAGCCUGUAAAUGAAUCUCUCUGAUUUUGAACUGUGAAUGUCGUUGAAACAAGGAUGCAGAUUCGAGUAGCGGCUCAGGCAUAUCAGCCGACUAGGGGCGGGUUCAGACUUUUCUCUCACAGGGGUGACCAAACUGGUCCUGCCCGCACAGGGUUGAGGAUUGCUGUUUAACUCAUGAUAUAAUAUAAUACACCAUCAAACAUGCGGUUCACACAAGGGAGAUGUAGACUGAGCAGGUGCAAAUGCAAAUAAACAUCAGCAGAGGGUGUGUGCAGCUUCAGAGCUUUGUACUUCACAAGGGAUGAGAUGAUCUCAGAUCCUCACGAUACAUAGCAGGGGAGAGUGGGGUAAGUUGAGCCACCGCCUGUUGCUUGGAAAUAGUAAAAGAAAUUGAUCAUGUGACCAAAUAUUUAGGAUACCCCACUCUCCCCUACACGAUAUGAUACAUAUAGUGCUUUUUGAAAAGUAAACCAGUGAAGACUCUGAAAAAAAAACACAAUUUAUUUUACAAUGAUUGGACACUCAGACAGGAUAUGAGCCAUCAGGUGAGCCCAUGGAUUUGUCAGUGAUGACAAGUAAGACAGCUACAAUGCUUUGCUUCUUUGUCUUUAAUUUUCCAUCUACACUGUAGACUAAACCUGAUGAUAUUAUCACACAGUGCUUCUCAGAUGUGUGAUUGUCUGCUCAUUGUGGCUUUGCUUGAUCAUGUCCUCUAUUUUCGUAGAAUAACAUCACCGUAUUAGUUCAGUGGGGUCAUGGAUGUGUGGCUUCACUAGGCACUUCCCUUUGCUCGAUCAUUAUCAAGCUACUUCGGGCAGCCUGAUGUGCUAGCAUACUGUAUUAAUCUAAGCUGGAACUCCUUAUUUCAGUUUUUCCCCCAGAGUUGGAGGAACUGUUCAAAUUUUGGUUAAAAAGGGACAGCUCUGGUUACUACCUACCCACCGUGUGGGUUAGGCAUUAAUUCCAGUGCAAAAAAAGCAGAAAUGAGCAGAUGAGGCUUCAAUAAGCUCUGGGGCUGUCCUACAGCUUGAGCUGAGGCUUUAAAACUUCACGCUUAUCCAGUACAGUGGUCUCUGCUGGCUUGCAAAACUAAAGCACUAUGAUUUGGACGUUAAGUAUCAUAUACCUGUCUCUACUGAAAACAUCUUGUGAUUUCUUAAGCUCUCAGUCUGUUAUGGGGAAGUGAAGCAGUAAACACUUCCUCUACACCCUGUUGGCCUGGCAGUAUCUUUUCUUUACAUCUCCUCAAAGCGAUUCAUUGAGUGACUCCUCGAGUGGAGUAUCUAGACACUUCUUUUCCUAUAAAAUCGUUGUAUCCCCAUACAAAAACAUAGAAAAAUCUGUUUGAAGAGUGUUAUUACUUUGAGAUUAAGUUGUCAUUACCAAGAUAAUUGUAUCCCACAAGUCAGAAUGAUGGUAUUUUGCCAAAUCCAUGUUGUGUCUCCAUAUCUUAAAGGAAAGUCAGACUUGUUACAUCAAAAGAAGAUACUCCUCAGAAGGGUUAGUCUUGAUUGUUAACUUUCUCAUUAUAAUUUUUAUUUAGUUUUGUUUUGCUUCUAUUUUGUUGGUUGCAACACUUGAAGAUAUGUUUAUCAGGGGGUUCGUAAAGCUUUCAUGUUUUUUGAAGUGGUUAUAUGAAAGCAAGCAAGUUGUUGACAGAAAGAAAAACUGAUUUUGUCACAGACUAAAUUAUCUCUUCUUUGACUGACUACCAGAGGAGUAAUCUUCGUUUCUGUUACAGUCUGUUUAGGUGACCUCUCACAUUGUAAGAAAAAUCAGUUAUGCAUGCUCACAUGGUUUCUCCUCCCCCCAUAGCAGGACCAGCAGUGAGAUGGCUGCUGAUGACAAGUCCUCAUCUUCAUCCUCGACAGACUGGAGCGUCGAGCCGCCUGUCCUCUCCCCGACCAGCCCAUCCCACCUCACCCAGUUCAAACCACUGACCCCGGAGCAGGAUGAGCCUCCCCUCCGCUCUGCAUACAGCUCAUUCGUCAACCUCUUCCGUUUCAACAAAGGUUAGAGACACACACAAACAUGUGGACCAUGGUGCCCAUGUAACCCCAUUAUUUUGGUCGGAGCCCUUUUUUGUGAACUGUUUGUAGUGUUGAAGAUAAUUGGCAUAGGUUGUAUAAAACUCUUUAAGUAGUCUCAGUGAUAUCAGGCAUUGGUUUGUGAUGAGGCGUUAUAAAGUCCUAAGACAAGGGUCGCCAUGUUGGAGCAAUAUAAGCCUGUGGAGCAGUCAGGGUGGAACAGCGCUUUGUGUGUGUGUAUGCAUGCCUGAAUGUGUGGAGCUUCACACCUCCAGCUUUUGUAACAGCAUUAUGCAAUGUGAAAUCACAGACUGGAACACGGAUAUACCGUUUGCAGAAUCAGCAUGAAAACAUUAAGGCGGCAUGAUUCUUUGCUGUAACUUCUGUGCAAAUUUAUGGACAAAAUUAUGCACAUUAUGUCUGUUUGGUAAGAGUGGACUGAAUUAUAACUCCAUGAAUAAGUCAGAUUUCUGACUCUCUUUCACUUCAGUAUCUUUGCCACAUUUCUUUCUCCUUGAACUCCCUCUGAAGCUCUCGAGGGAUUGCCUCACAGUUUAAAAUCUUUGUUAAAGUCAAACCAGUAGUAAAUAAUAAAAAAGUUCUGUUGUGUCAGCAAUAUUUAGAGCUGCACAGAGGGACUUCCUGGACUCUAGUGCGACACAGUUCUUAAGUUUCAUUCGUGCAGAUUCCCUGUUUAAGGAAGGGCAGAUCAACAAACAAAACUGCAAUCCUCAUUUCACAAUAGAUACAAGUCAGAACAGUUCAAGAAUCACUCCUAAAACGUUGCUUCUGUAAGUUUCUGUACACACAGUCUUAUCAUUGACAGAUACUUCUGAACUUAAGAGUAUGUUUUUUAACUGAGGAGGAGAGGAAAAAAUAUAUCAGAAUAUAUCAAACUAUUUAAAAUAAUAAUAAUAACAGGUCUUUUGACCUGUUAAAUGUGUCUAUAGUGAGUAAAAGAUAACAUGAACAAAACCCUUACAACCAUUUACAAACUGUUUACAAAGGUCAUCAUUUUGAUAAAUAUGUAAACUAACAGCACGUUAGGUUGUAAAAACCUGUAAAAAGUGAGCAUGUGUAGUGUUUUGCAUCAGUUUACCAAAGUCUGAGUUGUAAACCACAGUCUUGUGAAGUCAUGUGAGAGAAGUUAUCACCGUGGAGCCGUGCCAGGAACUAGGAAACCACAUGACGCCUGUGUUUAUAGCCCCUCCUCUGGAGCCCUGCACUGUGGACACUCCCUCUCUUCUCAAUAUAGCUGCAUACUGACAAAUAGAUUGGUCAUAUUAGAUUACAUUUAGAUAGAUAAAGCAUGUCAAAUUUGCAUUAAACUCUAUUUUACUUACAUGGUUUCUCACCAGUUUGUUGCACAACCCUCUUUGAUCUAGUUACUUGGGCUGGAUCUGAUUAAAGAGAGUACUAUAAAGGAAUGAUUUAUUUAUUUUGGAUAUGGUUUCAUGUUUAGAGGCCUUAAGAGGAGAUUUAAACUGGUUAUGAAACAGACUGAAAUUCAUGACCUACAGCUUAUGGCAAGGAAACUGACUCUAUUAGACUUUUCUCUCUGUGCAAACAUUGAACAUGAAAUGAUUACGCUGAUACGUACAUGAGACAUUUAGCAUCUUACUUUAACAUGCAGGAUAGUGCAAUGUUGAGGAUUGCAAAGAGAAGCUAAAUGAUAAUACAAAUAUCUGAGAAUAUAUGUAAGUACCUAAUUCUGAUUGACACAGUCAUGGCUCAACUUUUAACUGAUGGCUUUAUCUGAUUACAAGAGACUUAGUUUUCUUUUAUUGUUUUUGUUAGGGUUAGGCUCUGAAAUGGAAAAAAAGGUUUAAUUUUUAUCAUGAGAAAUAAAAAAAAAUAAUAUCAUAAUUAGAAAUGUAAGAUCUUUACUUCCUGAGAUGUGUGUGAGAAAAGUAAAUUGAUUGAGGAAAUAUAAUAAAAACCAGACUUUCCGGUUCAAAUAAGCAUGUAUUUAAAGAUAAGAAAGUGGUGUAUUCGUGUCGUGUUGAAGCAGUUAUACUGAGCAAACUGCCUUUAAACUGAGAAGACAAUCUGAGAAGCAGAUUACAGAAACAGAAGGUUCAAAUAAAAAAAUUAAUAAUGUGAAAAAGAACAAAUCUUUCAUUCAUUCAAGUUUUUUCUUUCUAGUGUUUAUUCAGGUCAGCAAUUAAAAACAAUAAACUCAAUGGCCAGUUCUGUGACAUUUUCCUUUAAACACAUCUGCCCCUUACCCUAACCCUAAAUCUUAGAAAGUGACUCUACAUUUUGAUUAAAAAGAAAAACCCCAAACUGUAAAUCUUACACCACUUUCAUGCAUUGAUGCAUAUGAAGUGAAAUGCUAGGAGAGUAAACAAACAAAUACAAGUAACAAAUACUCAUUAAUCACUGCUGUAUCUCUUUUUGUGUGUGUGUCUGUAUGUGUGUGUGCAGAGGAGGGACGUCCUCCAUCAAUAGUCCCAGAGAAGCCAGAUGUGCCGUCUCCCUCCCCUCAGUCAGAGAGGAGGAGUUUUUCCUCCAGUCCUUCACACUCCCUCCACAGCACCAGGACAUACCGGAAGCAGCACACAGACCACCACAGACGGACCUCCACCGCCUCUGGUAAAGUAGCACCCACACACACAGACACACUACAGAUGGUGUUAUAUUUGCAGCUUGAGUGAGCGUGUUUGGUCAGUCAGUGGAUAUCUUCUUUCUUAAACUGUUGUUUAGCAUCCCUGGUCCUGUUUUUCAGGCUUCAACUUCUUUUUCAAGCGUUGGGGUAAGGUGUCCUCAAAAAACCAAAUCAUGAUUAGUCAAUCUUCUAGAAACUUUCCUGCUCUUAAGUUUUCAGAAUGAAUCAAGAUUAUAUCAACCGAAAUUUGCUCUAUGAUUUUUUUUAUUAACAAAGUUGUGAAAUUUGCUGGUUUUCCACCAGUAAAUUGGCACAAUGUUUUAACUAUAAAAAAAUGACUGAAAAUCACUUUGUUUGAUUGAUUGCCUUAACAGUUUCUUUCUCAAAGUCGAUGUUAUGAAAUCAGGCGAUAACCUGUCUUUAGUGAUUAGAUUACCUUUAAUUGAAAGCUCUGAUUGUUGAUUUUAUAGCUUCUGUUUUGUUGAAAGUAAACUAAUCAAAGGCCAGUGAUAGAACACAGGUCAUGUUUAACAAUGGAUGCACCUGAAAAUGACAGAAUUUAGAGUCACUUAAGCUCCAUAAGACAUUUGAGAAAACAGUCUGAAGAUAUGAGAGGAUGCAAAAAUGUUAGACGCAGCAUGUCAAUGUGUGACUUUCUGAGCUUUUUGUGUUUUUAAUGGUGAAAAAAAACAACUGAAAAUCUUUGGAAAGAGAGUUGAAAACACAAGCAGCUGCAGCAGAUUGAAAUAGUAAUUAUUUUUUAAAUGUAAUCCAUGAUGACUUUAGGAUUUAGUGUGUCUUCAGAAUUCUUUAAAAGCUUUUUAACAGUUUCAUCCAACCAUCCCCUGUUGAAGAUGUGAAUGCUGCUGUCUCAUGUUGUCAUUUUGCAAGGAUUUUUGAGCAAAGUUUUGUAGAAGCGAGGUCAAACUUCUGUGAAACAUAGAUCAUCAUCAAAGUAGAAAAAUUAUAGUUAAAUUAUAGCCGAUUCAUCAUCUGUUUACGAGAAAAAAACAUCAAGCUGUUCAAGGUUCCAGCUUCUCCAAUGUCAGGAAAACCAGGCUGUGUCACCUUUGGCUCUAGAAAUUGAUUUCAUCACUUUUUUGACAGAUUUGAAUGAUUUAUAGAUGAGUAACUGCUCGAUGGUUGAAUCAAUUAAAUAACAUGUCGAUUGGUUGGUGAUAAUUCAUCACUAGUUGCAGAACUAACCUGAUAACUCAAAUUGAAGUAGAUGAAUAAUUCGAUAGGAAGCAUUUCUGAACUUCUGAAUUGGAUUUUGUAGUACGUUUUUAACUGUUAGUCGUCAAAUGUUUGAUGUUUUAUGUAAGUUGUUGAUUGUGUAAAUUUAUCAUGAAAGUUAAAUCCUGCUCCGAUCAGGAAGGAGGAUUCUUUUUGUGUUUCAUUUAGUAUUUCAUCAUAACCUGCAAAACUCAGGACCAGAUUUACAAGUCCUAAAUUCAAAUGUAAAUAGUGCAAUAACAGCACCAUGGGAAGCUACCCAUGCCGUGGAUGCUUAUGAGCCCCAUACUAUCAGGGAUGCUGGUUUUGAACUGUAAGCCUCCAGUCAUGGUUUUGGUCCUUAUAUCUCCAGAUUCUCUCAAUCUUUUAAUGAUAUUUUUUAAUAUCAUACAUUUUCAUGAAAUAAGUAAAUGUUUCAGUUACAACCAUGACACGUUAUCUUUGCACUAUUUUAAUUUCAAAAAAGGCUUCAUUGAGUUGAAAGUGUCCUCUACUGGAUUUUAUCUUAAUUUUAACGUGUUUUUAUUUAUUUAUUUAUUUUCAUGUGUGGAGAAAAAAUGUCUUUGGUUAAAAAAAUGCCAAACAUUCACCUUUAGGUACAGACUAAAAAUGAUGUUUGUGGUUAAAAUGUGUUGAGUGUGAAAGGCAUCAGAAAGAUUUGUGCAUGUACAGGAUGUGUAACGUGCGCUCUCAUGUCUUUUCUGAUUACAGUGGAUUGGCCAGGUGAGGGUCUCCUGCACUGUGUGGUUUUUUACUAAAGAAGCUUUUAGCCUGAAUUUAACACCUCAGUCUGAAAGAAUCGCCUUACACAGUUUUUAGAGUGCGUGAGAGAGCAUGCAGAGUGCGUGUGAUGAUUUUUGCAUCGUCAAUGAGACGCUUUCUAUUAGUCUUUGGUUUGCUCUAAUGUUUGCCUCUUAGGAACUAAUACCUGGAAUGAUGUUUGUCAUGACGCUAACAUUUUUAUUCCACAUGUUUUUGUUCCUUGAUUUGUUAAUUUUUGACCACAUCAUGUGUUAAUUUCUUCUAAUUUUUGCAACUUUCAGAUGAACAUAUUCAAAAGGUGGUAAAGUGCAUUGUCAAAUUCUUGUCACUCAGCUGUUAAAAAAAGAGUCAUUUACUCACAUUAAAGGUCUGCUGAAGUGGCAUAUUUGACAAUGCAGCAGGAUGAAAUUAAAGCACAGGUGAUCUUUUUCAGGUGUUUUGUUUAUAUGUGCUCCGUGUGGGUGCUUGUGUGUGUCUUUUUGUCCACAUGUGUGAUUUCAGACGGCAGCAGGAAGUCGGACACUCCUCUGAGCAAUCACGACCCCCGCACGGCCGUGCAGCUUCGCACUGCACUGAAGAGACUGAAGGAAAUAAUGGAAGGAAAGAGCCAGGUAGUCAUUUCAAAGUUAACGCUUUAUCUUUCACUUUUGUGUCUUUAGUAAAUGUCAGGGUAAUAUUCUAAAAUUAAGUGACAUUCAAUCACAGACAGGCUCCUUUAAAACUAGAAAAAAUUACUACUGUGUGACUUUAUUUGGGUGUCAAAACAGAUCCAACCAAGCAGACAAAAAGAGCAGAGUAAAACAACUUGCUCCUCAAGCAAACAUUGAGUUACGAUGUCUUUUUGAUGUGUGGUUAUUUUUUCUGUGGAAGUGCUUAGUUUGCAGAAAAAUAGUGACUAAGACAUGAGAAAAUAUUUGAAAAAGUAUCAUGAUGGCAUUAUUGGAUUGUUUUACCGAUUGAUGAUAUUGCACAUUGUUAUUUUGGAAGAUUUCUGUUGCAAUAAGGUAGCUUGAAGUUUAAAAGCUAUACAGAGCCUGACUUGGAAGAGCUAUGCUGCAUUGCACACUGGAGAGCAUCGUCUAAACCUCGACCACAGGCUCUCAAACACUUUUCUAGAAAGCAGAAAAACUGUCAAGAGACACAAAGAGAGGGUCACUGCUUUUUCGUGUCAUCUUGUCUGUUUUCUGCUUUAGAAUUAGUAAUGGAGCAUCACUAUUUGCAAAGGGCUUGGGUUUGACGUAAAUUGUCUAAGGCAGAUUAUAAAAGAAGUUGUAUUGCAUGACUCUAAAUGCCAGUUUCUAUUUCUGCACACUUUAAACUGUUCUUAUUGAAUUUAAGUGAAUUCCAGAAGAGGCCAGAUGUUAAAAUAGAAACACUCAUCAACCAGAAUCCCCCCACAGUCUCUCUCUCCUCUAAGAGUAAUGGUCCAGAACUGAUAUAACCAUACAGUUAUCCAACUUCUUAUCUAAUUUUUUUUCACACUGCAGUAAAUCAAGUUUGGCUCAAAACAUUUUGAUUGAAUCAAACUUUGAUAUAGGUCAUUGAUAAUAUGUCAAUUAAAUUAGAUUUUCUUUUGAUGUUUUUUCCAUUUCAGGACAGCGAUCUGAAGCAGUACUGGAUGCCGGACAGCCAGUGUAAAGAGUGUUAUGACUGCAAUGAGAAGUUCACAACUUUCCGCCGACGCCACCACUGCAGACUGUGCGGCCAGAUCUUCUGCAGCCGCUGCUGCAACCAGGAGAUCCCUGGGAAGUUUAUGGGCUACACAGGUAGACUACACAGCUCACUCAAGAUUUCACUUCAUUUCAAUUCAAUUCAAUUAAAAAGAAAAACAUAUACAGUUACGAAGAGCAAACACAGAAGGAGACAAAGUCUAAUUCACUGACCCUUUUCUGUCUUUGUUGACUACAGGAGAUCUACGGGCCUGCACGUACUGCAGGAAGCUAGCCCUAAGCUACGCCCACUCGGCGGAGUCGGGCUCCAUCGGAGAGGACCUGAGCGCUCUCUCCGACUCUCCCUGCUCCGUGUGCGUGCUGGAACCCAGCGAGCCUCGCACACCAUCGGGGGGACGUAAAGCCAGCAGGAACAUUUUCCUCGAAGAAGAUCUGACCUGGCAGAGGUGAGCCCACGUGCGCGCACACACACAUGCACACACAGACUAAUCAAUUCAGGGUUAACCCUAAACAUUGAUUAGUAUAUUAAUUUGUCGCUAAAUUGAACCACAUGCCAUAACUAAAGUCGUCCUGUUUGAUUUGCUGGAACACAAUCAGACAGAAAGCGCUCUGUCAGAGGUCAACUGAAGCCCAUUUGGACUGGAAGGUUAUAAAAUACUUGGAGGACUUGGCGCUUUAACAAAUCCUUACCAGGGUGAGCUACAGAGCAGCUCUGGCCCAUUAUCUGUUGGGGGAUAUUAGUUGUUGGAGAUACACUUGAACUGAAAGCUCAUCUUGUACUGUAGUGUCAAAACUGCCCCCCAUAUUCAACUGAUGAAUGAUUUGAUAGACUGUAAGGAACGUAGCAUUAGCGAUGUCACUCUCUGGUUUUGAAGUUGAGGUGGAGUUUGGUGGCCUGUCAGCAACAGACACCAUUUAAAAAUGCUGACUCGCCCUAACUUUCUAACCCACUGUGGGGCAAAGACACAGCAUUUACCCUCGCUAACAGCUACAGUGUGGCAACUUGAUUUCUUUCUCUAAUAAGUUAUAAAAGAUGAAUCCUCUGUGCAGAACGUCUUGAACUCAGCUCAAAUUCAACCUGUGGCUCUUGCCUAGAUAUAUCACCCCACUCUCUCUCCUCCCAGUCUCAGGCUCUAGCAGUUGUCAUAUCCUCAAAAUCAAAGCAUCCAAAGCUCUAAAGAAGAAAAACAGUGUCGGUAUGCCACUUCGAUGUUCCUGUUGGUCCUGCCAAACAGGCAUCAUGUUGUUUUUCAUAGGUCUGUAGAUUUCAGAGCAGGUUUUCUCUGGGACUUUCCAGAAGAUUUGGUUGCGUGGUUUGAUGACAUCUGGUUUCAGCUUCGAUUUCAUGCCUCAUUCCUUCACAAUUCCCUACCUUUACCCGUCAUGUUUCGUCCAAAUUAGCUGUUUUCCUCCCCUCACCAAACACGUCUCGUUUGCUGUGUGCAGGUUUGUCGUUGUCGUUUGUGGUGGAUUUGCUCAUUUUGCUCACGAUGUAAACACUCUGCUUGCUCUUUCUCUGCCUUGAUUUCCUGAUUCUGUUUGUGUUUGUGUGUUUUUAUGUACUUGUUUUCUCUGCAUGGUGAGGACACAUGUAACAGGACCAUGUUAAAGCAUCUUAAACAUAUAACAUCUAUAUCAGCUGGUCCUGACUGCUCCUUUAUGAUGAGGAAUGUACAGUAAGCCUGCAUGAAGUCAGACUCAUUCGGUAGGAUACGAACAUGAGACUCAGUGGGUCAGCUCUGCAGCAUGUGAUCUGACAGUCCAGUCCAGUCCAGUGUGGAAAAAAUGUCCCUAAUUAACGAAGAAAUUAAGAGAAGAAAGAAGGAGCAUCUAGUUUAGGAAGAACAGCUGCAGAAAAGCAUGACUUUUCAGCCACGAGGGCUGCUUUCAUCUGCCUUUUAAGUCAUUUUUUAAACUAAUUAUGGAUGGGAUUUUUUUUUUGUUGUUGUUUUUGAAGAUUUUAUAGUCAUCAUGCAGAUCACAGGCUUUUUGUUAAAUGUUUGAGAACAUUUUGUCUUGAGGUUGCAUGCAUUUUUAACCCCGGUUCUUCUUUUGCUGCUGUUUUGAAUCAGUGUGCUUUCCUGCUUAUUUCUCUGUCGACCUGCCUCAAAGAAAAUCUCCUUUCCCCCCCCUUCUCUGUCUCUCUCCCUCUCUCUCUGUCCUGGCAUAGAAAAACUCCUAUUGGGAUGAGAAAGAAGUGAGUCCUGCUGUUUGUUUUAUUCAUUUUUCACAUCUGUCCGAGCUUUAGUCGUCGAAGCCAGUGCUUUCUAGCUCUGUCGAGGUUUUCCUCUGCAUGCUCACAGUCACUGAUCAUGAAUCAAAGUAUACAGUAACACAGAGGAGGUUUACAGUGGGCCACAGAAAGGUCGUAAAUUAAAGGUUUUCUGUGUGUUUGUCAGUAUGAUUCACCAGGAGCCUCAGAGCAGCGGCCUCAGCUCCAGACUGACAACACUGCAAGAAGACGCGGUCAAAUCUCCGGCGAGGAAGAGGUCAGUCCGCGCUCUUAAGUGUCCUGUUCAGAUGGAUUCAGAGCGGUAAAUGUGAUGACUAUUCUUCAUCCAUCAACAGGUCUGCCAGUGUGACCAACCUGUCCUUAGACCGCUCUGGAUCCUCCCUGGUGCCUUCCUAUGACAGCUCAGUCAGCCCACCUCCCAGCCGGGCGGUGACGGGCCCCAAAAGUGGCCCAAAGCUGGACCACAGUGAGGAGGAGAGGAAGAUCCUGCUGGUAGCUGCUAAUUCUCUCUUUUUCAUCAUUUAUAGUCUCCAUAUUAUGUAACACAAAUAACUAACAGGACAUAAUAGAAUCCUACCAGACUGCACAUAUUGUGUUUUUUUAAAGCCGCAGUUAGCAACCUUUGAUUUUUCUGUCAUCGUUCACCCUGCAGGAUUCCUCCCAGCUGAAGGACCUUUGGAAGAAAAUCUGCCACAACAGCACAGGAAUGGAGUUUCAGGACCACAGAUACUGGUUGAGGACGUACCCCAACUGCAUUGUGGGAAAAGAGCUUGUGAACUGGCUGCUGAGAAAUGGCACCAUCUCCACCAGGUAACCACUAACUUAAAGAUGUCUUUUUGUUCAUGUUUGCUAAGAGUGAACUCUGACCACACAUCUUUCUUUUUUUUUUUAAGAUAUUAAAUAUAAAGAUAUUUUCUUCUCUUACAUAAAGUGAUUUUUUGUACAUAUUAAAUGCUGCAGGUUUUGACUAACUGAUUUUUUCCAUGUUGCAGAGCUCAGGCUAUCGCCAUCGGUCAGGCGUUGGUGGACGGUCGGUGGCUGGACUGUGUCACCCACCACGAUCAGCUGUUCAGGGAUGAGUAUGCUCUCUACCGCCCCCUUCAGGUAAUAGUCUGAUUAGUUCACAUGAUACACACAAUAAAAGAAAUGACUAAAUAUUUUCUCGUUUACCACAGCACAGUCUUUGACUCGUGUUCAUCUUGUCUGGACUUCUCCUUUCUAACAGCUUUAGUGAAUGUUUAGUUCAACACCAAUCACCAUCCUCUAUUCUACUGCAUAUUGAUAAUUCAUUAAUCAUUUUUACCAAAUAUCUUAUAACCAGAUUUCUCUCAUCCCAGGUCAUUAACUGUUAGCUGUGACUCCAUCACCAACAGACAGGUCCUACCUACACCUUGAGUAACCUGUCCCUCUCCAUCCCUCUGUUUUGCAGCCCAGAUUAAAUCACGUUUAAGGUUUAAGAAACCUGAAACAACCAGAACAACAACCAAACAAACAUAUCCUCAUACAAACGUUUCUCAAACUGCUUCAAAAUUGCAGCGUGUGCAUGUGUGUAAGGGAACAGAGCACAUUCAAACUUUUCUCUCUCUCUGUUUUUAGAGUACAGAGUUCUCAGAAACCCCGUCUCCGGACAGCGACAGUGUCAACUCCCUGGAGGGACAUUCAGAGCCGUCUUGGUUCAAGGACAUCAAGUUUGAUGACAGCGACAACGAGCAGCUCGCAGAUGAGACUGACUACACCACGCCAAGUAUGUAACGCCCACCUGAUGCUUUCAUAAAGUCCUUGUCUUGCCUGGAGUAGGCCUGGUUUUAAGGUGUGACUGCAGCUGAGAAGACUUCUCUAAAAAUACACAGUUUCUCUUCCUCAUAAACCACAGUACACCACGGCUGAUUUUGGGGUGAGAAACAUUCUCCUAAAGAGGUGAUAGCCUUGCUGUCACCCUCCAAUCUUUAACCACCUCCACAGCCCAGAACUGUGCUAACCUUUUCCAUAAGUUUGCUCAGUCUGCUUGGUCCAGUAUUUGCUGUUUGGUUUCGUUUUUGCAAAUGAAAAUCUGUUUUUUUUUUUCUGUCUGUUUAGACUCUUCCAGCCCCAGCAAGAGGACGUCUGUGAGCAGUUUUCAGUCGGUGGUGGACAGUGACUCUGCAGCUUCUAUUAACCUCAACAUGGAGCAAAACAACGUCAACUUCCACAUCAAGAAACAGUCCAAGUAUCCACACGUGCCUGGAACUAAUGAGCAGAAAGGUAAGUGAAGGAGAUGUCAUCCUCUUCGUCUUACUUCUUACUCCUGACUGACUUCUCUGUCUUCUUUCUCUUUCAGCUGAAUUUCUUCUAUCCGAGGACGGAGGACAAAAUAUUGUCAUAAGUGAUGCUUUCAUCAAAGGUAGGAGCUCUGCGCUUCUUUAUCAGUUUGUACACGCACAAGCAUAAGCUUCUUUUUUUGCCGUUUGACAAACCAGCUUCCUCCUCCUUCCUGCAGAGUCUCUGUUUAACCGCCAGGUGGAGGAGAAGGCGAAGGAGAUGCUGUUCACUCCGCUGGGUUGGCAUCACAGCUCUCUGGACCAACUGAGAGAGGAGAACGGGGAGAAGAAGGCCAUGGAGAGGCUGCUGUGAGUGGAGAUAACACCACAAGCUUUACCCACUUUUAACACAGCUGCAGCAAAUCAAACACAAAUAUUGUUAUCCGUCUACCUCCUUUAUGUUCAGCUCUGCCAACCACAGCCACAUGAUGGCGCUGCUGCAGCAGCUGCUCUACAGCGAGUCUCUGUCUCUGUCCUGGCGAGACAUCAUCGUCCCAGUGGUCAGACAGGUGGUCCAAACCGUACGGCCCGAUGUUCGUAACUGUGACGACGACAUGGACAUCAGGCAGCUGGUCCACAUCAAGAAGGUCAGAAACCAGCCGGCCAAACAAUUCUGCUGCUACUAGGAAAUUAAACGUUCAUUUAAGUGUGUCUGUGGAUGUCAUGAAGAGAGAUUAUUCAAGUGUCCAAAAAAACUCAACCUGAAUUUGUGUUUCAGAUUCCCGGUGGCAGAAAGUUUGACUCAGCGGUGGUAAACGGCUUCGUCUGCACCAAGAACAUCGCUCACAAAAAAGUACAGUCACACAUCCUCUCUCUCAAAUUUUUAUCUUUUCUCUUUUGUAACUGUUUCACUUUGUUUGCCUCUUAAACUUUGAUGAAAACUGACACUGCAGGACUUGAACAUAAUGAGAGUAAUUUUGAUCCGAUCUGAAUCAGAUGAACGCCUACAUCAAGAACCCGAAGAUCCUGCUGCUGAAGUGCUCCAUAGAGUAUCUGUACAGAGAGGAGACCAAGUUCACCUGCAUCGACCCCAUCGUGCUUCAGGUCUGACAUGACAUGAAACAGCCUUUCCUCUGAAGCUCACCGUUGACCGAGAGUUUCCCACACUAAGACAAGUUCCGUCUGUUUCCCCCUCCCAGGAACGAGAGUUUUUGAAGAACUACGUGCAGCGUAUCGUAGACGUCAGACCCAACCUGGUGUUAGUGGAGAAAACUGUGUCACGCAUCGCUCAGGACAUGCUGCUAGAGCAUGGCAUCACGCUGGUCAUCAACGUCAAACCAGUAAGUACGCAUUUCAAUGGAAUCAGGACAGGAACAAGCAACUAAUGCCGCGUUCGAGUUACCUCGGAAGUCAGAAGUCAAAAGUCUGAGCUGAAAAUUACAUCACACCCGGGUUACCAGCGUUUUUUUUUUUAGUUUCAGUUUAGUUUAUUUUUGGUCCCAAAAAAAAAUUUAUUAUAAUUACACUUUUCAUUUCAUUUCAUUUAAAUCAUUGGACCAAAAAAAGGUGUAGGCUGAAGCCCAUGGCUUAUUGUACCUACCCUUUCUUCACUUUUAUGCCGAACGUAAAGAAUAUACUUUCAAAGAUAACAAACAAGAAAAGCAAAAACAAAAAUAAACAGAAUAAAUCUGUACAAAACAGAAGCAAAAAAAGAUAUUAAAAUAAAAUAAGUAUAUCUAGUUUUGAAUUACACAACAUACAUACACAUGUGUACAUACAUACAACCAGCAUACAUACAUAUACACAUACAUACACAUACCUACCUAUCUACAUAUACGUAUACAGUAAGUCUAUAAAAUAAAUAAUCAAAAUAAAAGAAAAUGAAUUAGUAUGCGAUAUAUUAUAAAAUAGUUAUACAUACAUACAUAUCGAUACACCUGUAAAUAAUGAGUUACCAAGUCAGAAAAAAGCAAAAUCAGAGGCCUGAACCUAGAUGGCUUUAUCUAUGAAAGUUAUUUUAAGGCAACCGAUUUUGCUUUUUUCCAACUUGGUAACUGAAACGCUGGUAACUCGGGUGUGACGUCAUUUUCAGCUCUGACGUCUGACUUCCGAGGUAACUCGAACGCAGCAUUAGUAACAGAACAUUUGCCGAAUUUUUAAGAAUGAGUUGCAGCAUGACACAGAGCUGUUUUUUUGUUAAAUCUUCAUCUGUGAAUCUUCCUUUUUUGUCUUUAUAGCAAGUCUUAGACAGAGUCAGCCGUAUGACUCAGGGGGACCUGGUGAUGUCCAUGGACCAGCUGCUCACCAAACCUCGACUGGGAACCUGUCACAAGUUCUACAUGCAGCCGUUCACUCUGGCCAACGGUAAGACGAACAGCUCAAAUAUCCACUCCUUCUUCUGUGCGAUUACCGAACCCUGGAUGUGAAUUAAUGGUUAUCUUUUUUUGGUUCACAGAUGAAGCGAAGACUCUGAUGUUCUUCGAAGGCUGUCCUGCUCACCUCGGCUGCUCCAUCAAGCUCCGCGGCGCCGCAGACUACGAGCUGGCCCGAGUGAAGGAGAUCAUCAUGCUGAUGGUGUGCGUGGCCUACCACUCCCAGCUGGAGAUCUCUUUCCUCAUGGACGAGUUCGCCAUGCCGCCCAGCGUGGCCCAAAGCACAACGUUCCCCUGCUUGCUGGAGGUCGCCACGGUGGCCGAGGAAAAGGAGGCGGACGGAGUGAGAGAGACUACCGGGGAGAGCCGGGAGAAAAUCGGAGGGUCCGAAGCUCCUUCACAGCCUGAAGAGGAAGCCGUCUCCUCUGAGUCUGGAGAUCCGGACACUCCGAAAGACAGACAGACGCUUAAAUCUCCCCCCUCUGUGCAGGAAGAGGAAACUGUUAACAUAGAGACAAUGACCUCCUCUUUAUUUCCAAACCUUUCGAACCCUCCCUUGUGCGUCUCUCCUCCGUUUCUCAUGGAGGAUGACAAAGAGAUGGACUCCAGCACUCUGAUCGCAGAGUCAGAGGGGGAGAUGGGGGAGGAGGGCAGCCUCGUAAAGGCGGAGUCCCUAAAUAACGAGGACGGGGAAGAACCGCCGACUCCCAGGCUGUUCAGAGACCCUCUGCAGGACGACACUGGGGUGUUCGUGGCCGAGCAGGUGGCUUCAACAGACGAUCACCUGAAGUCCAUUUCUGCCGUCUUCAAACAGGAGCUGAAGGACAUCAUCUUAUGUAUCUCCCCCUUCAUCACCUUUAAGAAACCGUUCCUCCUCACUCCUGCUGGAAUGCACUGUCCCAGCAGAGAGUACUUCCCUGAACAGGUCUGAAGCGUUGAUAGUUUGUCUCUUUUAGUUUAAAGCAUUAAAAAAAACAGAAUAUUUGUAACCACUUGUGUUUUUCUCCUCCCGUAGGUCUACUUCUCUCCUCUCCUCAACAAAGAUUUCAAAGAACUGGACGGGCGCAGAAAGCGACAGCUCCUCAAAGACUCCGCCCCCUCCUCCCUGGCCAACGGACAGACCAAUGGAGUCCCCCAGCCGAGGCCCAUCGAGGUCCUGCCUUCCCACAACCUCACCAGCACCCGCAUCGUGGAGCAGCUGAACAGCAGCCAGGAUCUGGCCAGAAUGCUGGCGGACUACAGAGCAAAAGGGGGUCGGAUUCGUCAGAGGGAAACCACAGACCCGUUCGUCAGCACUUCGACUCCCGUCAGCAGUCAGAGUAAGACCGGGGACACGGCAGGAAAGCACCCAGUGAAGGCCGACAGUGAGGAGGAGAAGCCAGGCAAACAGAACGAGCUGAGCUGGGCCCCGAAGGUGAGACGAGUUGAAAUAUUGUACAAACCUGAUUCCAGAAAAAGUGAGGACGCUGUGAAAGGCUGAGAAAAACAGAAUUUGCAAACAAUUAAAAUCAUACAUUUAAUUAAAAUAUUGCAAAUACAACUUUAUUUGAACAUUUGUGUCCUCAGCUGGACUGUUUGAAUCCUGUAAACCAUCAGAGACUCUGCGUGCUCUUCAGCAGCUCAUCAGCUCAGUCCAACAAUGCACCAAACCCCUGUGUCAGCCCAUGGUAAAAAAAAAGUUUUAGUGAAAUUAAUCAGUCAAAAAGUACAGACUGUUUUUUUUUACUGUAUAAUGGAGCUGUUAUGAUUUCUGUCCGCUAACAGGAUUGUCACGAUGGAGUUUUACGGGAAGAAUGACCUCUCACUCGGCGUCUUCUUGGAGCGAUACUGUUUUAGGUGAGACAAAAACGAGCUGUGAGGCUGAGAAAAGUCUAUGUGGUAGAGGGAUCUUCAUUAAUGUGGGUUUGUAUUCACAUUUUUCCUCCCACAGGCCUUCUUACCAGUGCCCCAGUGUGUUCUGUGAGACUCCCAUGGUGCAUCACAUCCGGCGGUUCGUGCACGGCAGCGGCUGCGUGCAGAUUGUGCUGAAGGAGCUGGACUCUCCUGUGCCGGGUUAUCAGCACACUAUCCUCAACUACUCCUGGUGCCGGAUCUGUAAACAGGUCAGGACCUCUGAGUCAAGAUGUUAAAGGGAAAUUCCGGCUUAAAAUUAAUUUAGGAUCAAACACACCGUAACACCCUAUUGAGAGAUGAAUGUUGCCAACUACUUGCUUCUCUAGUUAUACCAACUUUAGUAAUGACCGCAUGAUAGCAAUACACAGCGGUCUGAGGAGCCAUAAACAAACCUCAACAAAAUGCCACUCUAUGGCCACAAAUAAUGCUCAGAACAGCACCUAACUUCAUCAACAGUACAUAUUGGGUUCUAGCCACAGCACUAGCCACCAAACAUCUUUUUAACUUUGUCUGAUUUCUUUAGCAAAGAGACUAAACACAACUCACCUACUCUCUUCCAGCAACCGCUUGUUUGUAGCGAGACCUCGACCAGUCCAUUACGGACUGCUGCAGGGGGACACAGCUCAAGGGAGAACAUUUAUGAUCAUUUCUUUAUCAUUUCCUUGAAGUAAUAAUCAUCAUAUUAAUCAUUUUGCACUGCAGACGCGGUAGUUCUUCUGCAUUAGCGUCUCUGUCUGAUUGCAUUUCCAUGAAGUAAUGAUCAUAAAUGUUCUUCCUUGAGCUGCGUCACCCCGCAGCAGUCAGUAAUGGACUGGUCGAGGUCAUGUACAAACAAGCGGCUGCUGGGAGAGAGUAGGUGAGUUGUGUUUAGUCUCUUUGCUAAAGAAAUCAGGCAAAGUUAAAAAGAUGUUUGGUGGCUAGUACUAUGGCUGGGACCCUAUAUGUGCUGUUGAUGAAGUUAGGUGCUGGGACCACUGGGACCACUAUCCUGCGGUCGUUACUAAAGUUGGUAUUUAACUAGAGAAGGAAGCAGUCGGCAACAUUUAUCUCUCGAUGGGGUGUCUAACUCGGUGUUACGGUGUGUUUGACCCUAAAUUAAUUUUAUGUCGGAAUAUCCCUGUAAGAAGAGUGUGAUUUACUUUUUAGCUGAAAUGAAUUAGAGUCUGUGUUUCCCUCUGUUGUGCUCACUCCCUCUCUCUUUUUCAAGGUCACUCCAGUGGUGCCUCUUUCCAACGACUCGUGGUCGAUGUCUUUCGCCAAAUAUCUGGAGCUCCGUUUUUAUGGACACCAGUACACGAGGAGAGCCAACGCGGAGCCCUGCGGACACUCCAUCCACAAAGACUACCACCAGUACUUCUCCUACAACCAGAUGGUGGCCUCCUUCAGGUGAGUGUCCUCCUCAGAAAACCGCAGUUUGUUUGAAUCUGUGGAAGUUUUUGAAGAAAGUAAAAAGAGUUUUUCUCGUCCUCAGCUACACUUCUGUGAGAAUGUUGGAGAUCUGUCUUCCUCGUCCCAAGAUCUUCAUCAGGAACCAGGGGCCUUCAAAAACCAACCUUCAGCAGGACCUGAAGGACUUCUCUCAAAAGUAGGAGACUUUUUUGAUAAAUGAAAUAGUAGAUAGAGGAGAACUCAUGAACUGACACAGAUCUGUAAAGCUAACUUCAACUCUCUCCACAGAGUGACUCAGGUGUACCUGGCCAUAGAUGACCGCCUCACCUCCCUCAAGACCGACACCUUCAGUAAGACUCGAGAGGAGAAGAUGGAGGACCUGUUUGCACAGAAAGACGUACGUGUUUCUUUACCGGUUUGUCAGGAUGUGUCAUCUGUUGAUAUUUGGAGCGGUGUUGGGAUCAUAACGGUGUAACUUUGUGUUGAUGCAGAUGGAAGAGGCAGAACUUCGGAGCUGGAUUGACAAGCUUCAGGCUCGACUUCAGGCCUGUGGAUUAGACUCUCCUCAGCAGCUGCAGGUGGUUCUCGAGUCUUUAGUGAUGAAGAAACAGAGUCUGUGUGAGAUGCUGCAGUCCUGGAACGGAAGGUCAGCAUCACUUCAAGACUUCAGAUAUUUGAUUUUUAAGUUAGUAAAAAGCUCCUAAUCUGGAUGCUCGGUCAUCGCUCUCUCUCUCCAUCAGGCUGCAGGAUUUAUUCCAGCAGGAGAAAGGCCGGAAGCGUCUGUCUGUCCCUCCAAGUCCAGGUCGACACAGACAGACCAACACUGAGGAAAACAAGGUUGGUAACAUCUUUCAUAACCUCUUUUUACAGAUUUUGUUUGCAGUAUCAGUGAUCUCACCUGUUUGGACUUGUUUGUACAUUUGUGAUGCAGAGCACUCUGGACUCCUCCCCUCGUAACCCCUCACCCGUGGUGCAGAACGGAGACAAAGGUGAGUCCUCAGACCUCAUCCGCCCUGUUCCAUUUUAAAAAGAUAACAGCUUCAGUAUCUGAUGAGCUGAUUUCACCCACAGAGGACCGCCACCUCUGCCCCAUGCCCUCCACCUCCUCCUCCCUGCUGCCAUCUCCAGGAGACCCCGCAGCCGAACCCGUCACACCCGGUCCCUCUUUCUCCGAGCCGGACUCAGUCAGCAUCCCAGAAGGUGAAAAACAAACACAAAAAAAUACACACUCACCUCUCACAGAUACAACCUCUCUGAUCAUCUCUGACCGUGUUUGUGUCAUCAGACGUGUUUGACGGACACCUGCUGGGCUCCACUGACAGCCAGGUGAAAGAGAAAUCCACCAUGAAAGCGAUCCUCGCCAACUUUCUACCCGGCAACAGCUACAACCCCAUCCCCUUCCCUUUGUAAGUAAAGAGCUCACUCUGGAUAAAGACAGGGGUUUGAGCUCAGCCAGAGUCUCAUCGUUUAUUUGUUUAUUCAUCAGAAAUUGUUGAAUUAUAUAUUUUUAUCCCAAUUUUUUGUUUGUUUGUUUUUUACAUGAAUUUAAAAAAGUUACAGUUUGACAAAUGUGACAUUAGUAACAAUAAAGUUUCAGAUCUUUUCCCCCAAACACCGAGAAUAACAAAGUUUAAUUUCAUAUCAAAGUCAACAUGAAAACACAGAAAAAAAUACAUAUUUGGGGGGAUAAACUCUGACUUUGCAGUUUAAAGCGUUAAUGCUUUUCUUUGUCUACAGUGAACCAGACAAACACUACCUGAUGUACGAACACGAGCGGGUUCCCAUCGCAGUGUGUGAGAAAGAGCCGAGCUCCAUCAUCGCCUUCGCUCUCAGGUAACGACCUCGCUCAUUUCUGAUCUUCGUUUCUGUAAAUAAUGUCUUAAAUAUAAUGACACUGUGUCUUCAAAUGUUCUCCAGCUGUAAGGAGUAUAAAACUUCGCUGGAUGAUCUUUCCAAGGUGUCAAACACAGGCGGGGACGAGACUCAACAGGCCGUCAGGUGAGCAGGAUUCAGUUUGAUGGGAACUCAGGAUGGGAAGCUGAAUCAGGUGUUUCCAUAGACUUUUAUGUUCUAGAUCAGCAAUCUGCUCAUUGAACCUAUUCUUUACUCAGAUUUUAAUUCAUUUUUUCCAGCAUGGUGGAAAACCUGUCAAUUUUUUCUCUCAAUAUUUAAGUUUCUCUCACUGAAACAAUUUCGAGAUAGAGACUUGGUAAAUUUUUUUUCGUGUGUUUUUUCUUUUCAGUGGUGGAGAGAGUCGAGCCAAAAGCAGCCCAGCCAGACCCAGCGAGUCAGCCUCAUCACAGACGAGCAAAAACAGUGUGGAUGUGGACCCCCUUAGUGAGUGAUCAGAUACAUUAAAUAUCACAGUAACAGCUUUAUUUGAAACAUGCUUGAUGCAUUUUUUUACCUAUCUUGUUCAGAGGAUGCAGACUUGGGCGACAAACAGAAGAAGCAGACUCUGAAUCCACACAUUGAGCUCCGUGAGUCAUUCUGUCUACUUUUUUCUUCGCAAGUAUAAUCUAGUUUAAUUGAUCUUUAACCUGAUCUUUUUGUAGAGUUCUCCGAUGCCAACGCCAAGUUUUACUGUCGGAUCUACUACGCUGAGGAGUUUCACAAGAUGCGUGAGGAGAUCAUGGAGAGUCAGGAGGAGGAUUUCAUCCGCUCGCUGUCGCACUGUGUGAACUGGCAGGCUCGAGGAGGGAAAUCUGGAGCGGUUUUCUACGCAACAGAAGGUAGCAACUUCUAACACUACUACAGCUAGAACCAAAGUCACAGUAAAAGCAGCAGCUCGAAAGUGACCAAAGUAAGGUGUAACACACCCCGCCUCGUCUGCUUUGUGUCCUCUUAGAUGAUCGAUUCAUCCUGAAGCAGAUGCCCAGACUGGAGGUGCAGUCCUUCCUGGACUUUGCGCCUCAUUACUUCACCUACAUCACUGGAGCCGUGCAGCAGAAGGUCAGUUUUCACAUUUAUAGAAAGACACAAAAAAAAAAUUGGCAAAUCCACUAAUAGUUUGAGUAAAGAUGUAUGUUUUUGUUUUUAUUUUUUAUCUACAGAGGCCGACAGCUCUAGCAAAGAUCUUGGGUGUCUACAGGAUUGGAUACAAGAACUCUCAGAACAAUACAGAGAAGAAACUGGACCUGCUCGUCAUGGAAAAUCUUUUCUAUGGACGUAAGAUGGCUCAGGUGAGACUCCCAAGACAGUACAGUGAUUUUACUCAUCUUCAAAAAGCUUUUGGCACGAAACAGGUACCAGUGUUUGAUUUCAAGUCGUGUCUAUAACAUGACCAAACCUCGACUGCUCUGUCACAUUAGCUUCACGUAAUCUUCUCCCUGCAGGUGUUUGACUUGAAAGGCUCUCUGAGAAACCGUAACGUGAAGACGGACUCGGGGAAGGAGAGCUGUGAGGUGGUCCUGCUGGACGAGAACCUCCUGAAGCUGAUCCACGACAACCCGCUCUACAUCCGCUCCCACUGCAAGGCCAUCCUGAGGGCCGCCAUCCACAGCGACGCCUACUUUCUGUCCAGCCACCUCAUCAUCGAUUACUCGCUGCUGGUGGGACGAGACGACACCACCGACCAGCUGGUGGUGGGGAUAAUAGGUGAGGGGUCGCCUCUGAAACAUCAUAUGAGUAAAACUGACGAUUCUCCCAAUGAUGUCGUCUUAUAAUCUCUUUCCUGCAGAUUAUAUCCGCACUUUUACCUGGGACAAGAGACUGGAGAUGGUCGUCAAAUCAACUGGAAUACUGGGAGGUCAAGGUGAGUUACUUUGUCUGAUUUUGCAGCCAAGUUUUCUGAAAAUCACUCAAAAGCCUUUAACGUGUUUUCUGCUGUGUCUUGUAGGGAAGAUGCCCACUGUGGUCUCUCCAGAGCUGUACAGAGCCCGUUUCUGCGAGGCCAUGGACAAAUACUUCCUGAUGGUCCCCGACCACUGGACAGGCCUGGGCAUCAACUGCUGAGCGGUGCGCUCGGGGGUCCGCAGACAGAAACUCACUCCUUCUCUCUCUCUAUCUCUCUCUCUAUGCAUCAAAUCAGUUUUCUGGAUUUUUCUGUGACCAACAAGCACACAGACCGCUGCGAGUGUCUGAAUCUGACCAGAAGACAGCACAGAAUCAUUCCACACAGCAGCUCCAACAUUCUGCAACUGCUGCCUUAUAAAUAAACUCUAAAUACAGCUUAGAUGAGUUUUUAUCAUGGGGAUGUAAUGCAGUAUUAUCAGAUGAUCAUUUAUCCCCUUACAGAUGUUUUUUUUUUUUAUUAGUACUGUUAGUCCGACAGUUUCAAGAGGACCUGCUGAACACCCUCAGAUUUUUGGUUAAAGUUUGGAUAACAAACUAAUCUGUGUAAUUUAAAUUUGUACAGAGAUUAUGUAUUAAAAGAUUAUUAAUGUUGAUUUGUUAAAACAAA
Xyrichtys novacula (pearly razorfish) is the source of this 26510-nucleotide messenger RNA. Lineage: Eukaryota; Metazoa; Chordata; Actinopteri; Labriformes; Labridae. The record is from the annotation of a GenBank genome assembly.